GGGCAUGACACACGCUCAAAGAGACAAAGAGAGCGGAAGGAAUGACAGGCCGUUGCCGAGGCAAUGUGUGCAAACACUGCCUGAGAGGUGAUUGGCCGCUCUACGUUUACCUGGAGACGCUCCUGGAGACGCCGAUAACAGCAUCAUCCGCGGCUGGAGCUGAGAGGUGACCGGGAGCCGAUACACGAGCAGACUUUACCAAAAUUCACCUAACAACCAAGCCAACAGUUCGCCAAGCAUCUGUUGGCAGGCCGCACUCCCUCUAGUGGAUGACUACACCCCUUAAGCAUGGGCACCUACCACUGGAACCCUUCUUGUCCUAGUCCGACACUGAUGGUACAUCCUCAUAAGUAACUGCAUUGAUAUGGCGACUGUACACUUGAAACCUGGGAAUCGCUUCUCUGUCCCAGACUGGCACACCAAUAAUCAUCUGAUUAGCACAAAUGCUGAGAGGCAGCGAACAGCUUCCCAUGAGAUUCGUCAGGAUGCCAGGACUCUACGCAAUGAGACCAAUAACCAGACUGAAUGGGACGAGCAAGAUAACAGGACUCGUCUUGCUGAUCGUAUUGAUGAAGUGGAAAAGUGGAAACAGGUGUUGGAUAAGUGCCUUUCUGAAGUUGAUGCAGAAAUAGAUGCCUUGAUACUGAGUAAAGAUGAAGCAGAGCGAGCCCUGCAGGCCAAGAAUGUCCCCUCAGAUGUAGUAAUAGAAUGUUUGAAUUUCCGUGAGAGCCGCAAAGAUAUUGACCUGGUGAAAGACCCUGUGGAGGAUGAGCUGCACAAAGAGGUAGAGGUGAUUGAAGGAGUCCGCAAGGCGCUGCAACAAAAGAUCAGCGAGGCUUUCGAGCAACUUUGCCUUUUGCAGGAAUCAAGACACCAACUAAACUGGGACCACAGAGGCAAAGUUGAGACACUGGAGAUAGAUCGGACAUGUCUGUCACUUACCAAACAUUCUCCUAACAUCUCACUGAAAGUGCUACCAACACGUGUCCCUAAUGGGACGAGCACUCCCCAGGAAUGGGAACAGUUCAGCCAUUACAACAAGGAAAGAGCAGAAGCUGAGAUCAGAGCCUCCACACAGCUGAGAGAAGCCAUUGCUAUCACUAUAGCACAGACUAAUAAUGAGCUGGAAGCUCAGAGACUAGCUGUAGAGUUUGUCUUCAGGAAGAGGAUGCAUGAGUUUGAGAAAGCUCACAAUGAACUCAAGUGGCAAGAGAAAAAUACUAAAGAGGAGAUAGAGGAACUAGAGGGAGACAUAAGACGCUUGGAGGAAGAUCUGAGAAAUAAGAGUGGAGAUCUAAAACUGGCUCACACACGCCUUGAGACCCGUACAUACAGACCAAAUGUUGAUCUUUGUAGGGACCAGGUGCAGUAUGGAUUGACGGAUGAGGUGCAUCAGCUAGAAGGCACUAUCGCUGCUCUCAAGCAGAAGUUGGCACAGUCACAGGAUGCCCUAGAUGCUCUCUACAAACAUCUUGCGCGUAUACAAAUGGAUAUCACGUGUAAGGAAAAUUCUCUACGUUUGGACAAUAGAUGUAUGGACACCCGACAAAAACUCAUACUGCCUUCUGAGAAGUGUGUUGCAAGCGUUGACAGCUUCAAUCGUACCACCAAUCGCAAUCUUUCACCCCUGAAAAGCCGCCAGCUAGAGCUAGCUUAAGAGUUCUGAGUUAAAAAUAGCAAUUUCACUAAGCAUUACUACUAUGAUAGUUUGCUACAGUCACUCACAAUACAGUACAUUAUAAACCCAACAUGUGUAUAUACAGGUUGAGUAUCCCUUAUCCAAAAUGCUUGGCACCGCAAGUAUUUUGGAUAUUGGAUUAUUCCGUAUUUUGGAAUAAUUGCAUACCAUAAUGAGAUAUCAUGGUGAUGGGUCCCAAGCCUAAGCACAGAAUGCAUUUAUGUUUCAUAUACACCUUAUACACACAGCCUGAAGGUCAUUUUAGCCAAUAUUUUUAAGAACUUUGUGCAUUAAACAAAGUGUGUGUACAUUCACACAAUUCAUGUAUGUUUCAUAUACACCUUAUACACACAGCCUGAAGUAUAUUUAAUACAAUAUUUUUAAUGACUUUGUGUAUUAAACAAAGUUUGUGUACAUUGAGCCAUCAGAAAACAAAGGUUUCACUAUUUCACUCUCACUCAAAAAAAUCCGUAUAUCGGAAUAUUCCGUAUUUCGGAAUAUUUGGAUAUGGGAUACUCAACCUGUAUGUAUGUAUAUAUAUGUAUGUAUAUAUAUGUAUGUAUGUAUGUAUAUAUAUAUAUAUAUAUAUAUAUAUAUAUAUUAUAAUAAAAUAUAUUAGCAGCUUAUUGCCCUGGCACUCUGGUAUCCUUUACAGGUCACUUGCUCUGGUGCCCUCCUAGUGGGUACAUGCGCCCAAUAAUACAGAGGCCAGAACACAGGGUGUGUUUAUUAGGUGACAUUUUGGGGACGUAGUAUCCCUUCCUCAGAAUAAACACACCCUGAGGGGUCUUUUUCGCAGCAGUCUCUGAGGCUUUUGCAGGAUUGGAGCAGCAGCAAUAUCUGAUGGAAUCCAGUCCGGUUUUUGGCUGAGUCUGGUGUAAGCUACAGCUGAGCUAAUUACUACACCUUGUCUGCUGUCUUUAAAAUGUGUUUUGUUCGGUAGAUCAUUGCUCCUGAUACCAGCAAGUAGGUAGGUGAUAGUUGGGAGACUGGGGUUAUGUUAGAAGCCAUUCGAAAUAUGCACUAUUUGUUAUUACCAGAACUUGGAAUGUAAUACUGAUGUUUUAAGAACUUCAUGUAAAACCUGACCCGCAAAACCUGCAUGCAAAGCUGUAUCCUGGCUGAGGUGGAAAUAAAGUCUGUUGGAUUAUA
This is a messenger RNA of Pseudophryne corroboree (corroboree frog), 2830 nucleotides long. RefSeq names its product tektin 2 (gene TEKT2). Gene Ontology annotation, biological process: cilium movement involved in cell motility; cilium assembly. Bases 365 to 1657 code for a protein of 430 amino acids. Lineage: Eukaryota; Metazoa; Chordata; Amphibia; Anura; Myobatrachidae. The record is from RefSeq and is a predicted model, not a curated record. Gene Ontology annotation, cellular component: nucleus; microtubule cytoskeleton. The transcript has 11 exons.